Molecule: messenger RNA, 1392 nt
Organism: Gallus gallus (chicken)
Lineage: Eukaryota; Metazoa; Chordata; Aves; Galliformes; Phasianidae
Exons: 4
Coding region: 1-1392 (463 amino acids)
Source: RefSeq, a predicted model, not a curated record
AUGGGGGUCGGGGUCCCUUUAAGGCGGCGGCGGAUGGGGGGAGAGAGGUUCGGGAGGGGGAGGGGAGGGGAGGAAAGGGGUUCGGAAGGGUUCGGAGGGGGUCGGAAGGCACUCAGAGGGGAUCGGAAGGACUCGGAAGGGCUCGGAAGGACUCGGAGGGGGUCGGAGGGCACUCGGAAGGACUCGGAAGGCACUCAGAGGGCACUCGGAAGGGGUCGGAGAGCACUCGGAGGGGCUCGGAGGGGAUCGGAAGGACUCGGAAGGACUCGGAAGGCACUCAGAGGGGAUCGGGAGGACUCGGAAGGCACUCGGAAGGGGUCGGAGAGCACUCGGAGGGGGUCGGAGGGGAUCGGAAGGACUCGGAAGGACUCGGAAGGCACUCAGAGGGGAUCGGGAGGACUCGGAAGGCACUCGGAGGGGGUCGGAGAGCACUCGGAGGGGGUCGGAAGGACUCGGGAGGACUCGGAGGUGAUCGGAAGGGGUUCCGGAGGGGCUCAGAGGGCACUCGGAGGGGUUUGGAAGGACUCGGAGGGGUUCGGAAGGACUCGGAGGGGUUCGGAAGGGGAUCGGAAGGACUCGGAGGUGAUCGGAAGGGGUUUGGAAGGGGUCGGAGAGCACUCGGAGGGGAUCGGAGGGGUUCGGAAGGACUCGGAAGGACUCGGAAGGGCUCGGAAGGCACUCAGAGGGCACUCGGAGGGGUUCGGGAGGACUCGGAAGGACUCGGAAGGCACUCGGAGGGGGUCGGAGAGCACUCAGAGGGCACUCGGAAGUACUCGGAAGGGAUCGGAAGGACUCGGAGGUGAUCGGAAGGGGUUCGGAGGGCUUCAAGAGAGGUUCGGAGAGGACUCGGAGGGGUUCGGAAGGGUUCGGAGGGGUUCGGAAGGACUCGGAGGGGAUCGGAAGGGGUUCAGAGGGCACUCGGAGGGGUUCGGAGGUGAUCGGAAGGGUUCGGAAGUACUCGGAAGGGUUCGGGAGGGGCUUCGGGGGGGAGGGGAGGGGAGGGGGGGGGAAAGGGGUUCGGAGGCACUCGGAGGGGUUCGGAAAGGUUCGGAAGGGUUCGGAAGUACUCGGAAGGGGUUCGGAAGGGGUUCGGAGAGCACUCGGAGGGGUUCCGAAGGGGUUCGGAGGGGUUCGGGGGCACUCGGAGGGGUUCGGGCCGCACUCGGAGCUCCUUCAUGGCGGCCGCGGGGGAGGGAAGUGAGGGAGGACCGGAAGUGGGGGGGGGGCCGGAAGUGGGGGCAGCGCCGGAAGUGGAGGGCGGAGCGGAUGAGGAGGGUGGGAGCACCGGAAGUGGGAGGGCGGAGCGGAAGAGGGGGGUGGGAGCACCGGAAGUGGAGGGUGGAGCGGAAGAGGGGGGUGGGAGCACCGGAAGUAGGAGGGCGGAGCGGAUGA